Molecule: messenger RNA, 576 nt
Organism: Rhea pennata
Lineage: Eukaryota; Metazoa; Chordata; Aves; Rheiformes; Rheidae
Gene: ANKRD22
Product: ankyrin repeat domain 22
Exons: 6
Coding region: 1-576 (191 amino acids)
Molecular function (GO): protein binding
Source: RefSeq, a predicted model, not a curated record
AUGGGGAUACUCUAUUCAGAGCCCAUUUGCCAGGCGGCUUAUAAUAAUGAUUUCAAUAGAGUUCAGCUCCUUCUGGAGAACAACAGCAACUAUCUGAACAUCCAGGACAGAUUUGGUGGAGACACACCCUUAAUUUGUGCAUGCAAGCGGGGUAACAACAGAAUAGUUAGCUAUCUUCUACAAAGAAAUGCAGAUGUCAACCUCAGAAACAAGAAGGAGCGCACUUGUCUACAUUAUGCUGUGAGAAAACGUUUUAAUUUCCUUGACUACCUGCUCAUCAUCAUUCUCAUGCCAGUUAUGCUCAUUGGAUAUCUUCUCAUGGUCUCAAAGACUAAGCAGAAUGAAAACCUAAUCAAGAUGUUGCUGAGAGCUGGUGCUGAUGUUAAUGCUGCAGACGUUUCUGGUAGAACAGCCCUUCACUAUGCUUGUGAAAUGAAAAACCAGGCAGUCAUUUUUCUACUGCUUGAAGCUCAUGCAGACCCUUCUGUUAAGAAUCAGGAGGGGGAGACUCCCUUGGAUAUAGCAAGAAGAUUACAAUUCAGCAACAUCGAAAGCAUGCUAAAGAAAACUUCCUAA